Molecule: messenger RNA, 5823 nt
Organism: Necator americanus (New World hookworm)
Lineage: Eukaryota; Metazoa; Nematoda; Chromadorea; Rhabditida; Ancylostomatidae
Exons: 51
Coding region: 1-5823 (1940 amino acids)
Biological process (GO): cellular response to amino acid starvation; DNA-templated transcription; negative regulation of TORC1 signaling
Cellular component (GO): vacuolar membrane; endoplasmic reticulum membrane; RNA polymerase III complex
Molecular function (GO): GTPase activator activity; DNA binding
Source: RefSeq, a predicted model, not a curated record
AUGGGGAAGGAACAGUUUCGUGAGUCCGACCUGGCGAGGAAGGUCGUGGGUGUGAAAUUUGUGCCGGGUAAUAGUGAUUUUAUGCGGCAAGCCGCUCACAUUAGGGUUCUUAACAAUCGAUUAUAUGAGGAUAUACCGGGUAAAUGGAUUCCUGCACAAUGUGGACCUCUUGAUCCGCGUUUGGAACUGCAUCGAAGCACGGUCAAUGUAAGACGUGCGGUGUUACAAUGUAUAUGUAAGAGCUGCUCCGGGCUGCUACUACGGGAUGAACAACGGAACCAAUUCUUAAGACAAGUUUCUAACCCAAAUUUAGACUAUCUUAGAAGGAAAGCCAUACAUAAACAUAUAGUUGCUGCAUGUAAGAAGACAAAUCCAUGCCCAAAGUGUGGUCAACGUAAUGGUUUGGUGAAGAAGGCAAUGGGAACUGUGCUGAAAAUUGCUUAUGCACACUCUGUCAGUGAGGACAAUGCUCGGGAGUAUGCAUCGGCCAUCGAGGGUAACGCUGACCUAUCGAAUGCUUUAUUUAAAUCGAAGUUUACUCUGCUCAAUCCACUACGUGUACAGAAAUUGUUCAACAAUAUAUCACAAGAGGAUAUCCCGAUCCUAAUGGUUCGAUCUGGUGAAGUCAAACAUCCUAACGAUUUGCUCCUUACGAGGAUCCCUGUCCCACCAGUCUGUGUUCGUCCUUCUGUGAUAUCCGAGGUUAAAUCUGGUACGACGGAGGACGAUAUAACUAUGAAGUUGUCAGAAAUAAUUCUAAUCAACGAUGUCUUACAAAGACAUAAAAAAGAUGGAGCUCCCGUAAAAACUGUCACUGAAACAUGGGAUCACCUACAGAUUCAAGUAGCACUGUAUUUCAACAGUGAACUAUCCGGACUUCCUCCUGAGCUGCAACCAAAGAAGGCUAUGCGCGGGUUCACCCAACGUUUGAAGGGAAAACAAGGGCGCUUCAGGGGAAAUUUGUCCGGGAAACGAGUGGAUUUCUCUGGAAGAACAGUUAUUUCACCUGACCCUAAUCUGCGGAUUGAUGAAGUUGGAGUUCCUGUUUAUGUCGCACUUACUCUGACAUUUCCCGAAGUUGUUAAUAAUUACAAUAUUGAACGAAUGAAGAAACUGAUCCUCAAUGGAUCGGAUAUUCACCCUGGUGCAAACUAUGUAAUCGACCGAGUUACUGGGACGAAACGGCUGUUAAAGUAUGGAAGUCGUGAGACAUGUGCAACAAGCCUAAAGGUUGGAGAUAUAGUGGAGCGUCAUUUGGAUGAUGGCGACAUUGUUUUAUUUAAUCGACAACCAUCCCUUCAUAAGGUCUCAAUUAUGAGUCAUCGUGCACGUAUUGUACCAGGAAGAACGUUUAGGUUCAACGAAUGCGCUUGCACACCAUAUAAUGCUGAUUUUGAUGGCGAUGAAAUGAAUUUGCACGUGCCACAAACGUACGAAGCAAGGGCUGAGGCUAGUCUUCUUAUGGGUGUUAAAAGUAAUCUCAUCACUCCGCGAUCUGGCGAACCAUUAAUCGCAGCAAUACAGGAUUUUAUAACGGGUGCUUAUUUGCUGACACACAAAGACACUUUUCUAACGUACAGUGAGGCUUGUCGAUUUGCUGCGUCAAUCAUUGACUGCUAUUCCAAGAAACAAAAGCGGAUUCGACUACCACCACCUGCAAUUAUGAAACCCACACGAUUGUGGACCGGAAAACAGCUUAUGGAACUGAUCAUAUCGGAUGAUUUUAAAAACCCUAGAAAGCUAAACCUUGUCACACCUAACAAAAGCUAUACCGGGAAUAAAGAAUUCUGUCUCAAGGAUUCUUAUGUCAUAAUCCGAAAUGGACAACACCUUGCUGGAGUUUUGGAUAAAUCACUACUAGGAUCUGGAUCGAAGAAGAACAUAUUUUACAUACUGCUUCGAGAUUUUGGUGAAGAUGCUGCUGUGGAUGCCAUGUGGCGAAUUGCAAGAAUGACUCCAGUUUUUCUCUCCAAUCGUGGAUUCUCAAUAGGAAUAGGUGAUGUGACUCCUAGCGCUCAGUUGCUGAAGGAAAAAACCUACCUACUCGACGAAGGUUACAAAAAGUGUCAUGAGUAUAUCGCACAACUGAAUUCGGGUCAGCUAAAGGCUCAACCUGGGUGUACAGAUGAGGAAACGCUUGAAGCACUGAUACUUCGUGAACUAUCCUCCAUUCGUGAUAAAGCUGGUAAAGCAUGUGUGGAUAAUUUGUCAAAGCAUAAUGCUCCACUUACUAUGGCAGUUUGUGGAUCUAAAGGAUCAUUUAUCAACAUUUCACAGAUGAUCGCAUGUGUUGGUCAACAAGCUAUCUCAGGGCAUCGUCCUCCGGAUGGAUUCGAUAAACGGUCGCUGCCCCAUUUUGAAAAGCUGCAGAAGACCCCAGAAGCUAAAGGAUUCGUGGAAAAUAGUUUCUUUUCGGGUCUAACUCCCACUGAAUUCUUCUUCCAUACUAUGGGUGGUCGAGAGGGUCUUGUCGACACUGCGGUAAAAACGGCUGAGACGGGCUACAUGCAACGACGUUUGGUGAAAUGUCUUGAAGAUCUCUGUGCCAGUUAUGAUGGCACCGUUCGGUCAUCUGUUGGUGAUAUUGUCGAGUUCAUUUUUGGAGAAGACGGCUUAGAUCCUGCAAUGAUGGAAGCGAAAGAUGGAUGCGUCUUAGAUUUCGCUCAUCAACUAGAACACAUCAGAAAUACACAUCCAUUUAAUGGUGAUGAGGAGUUGGAUCGCGACGAUAUGCAGUCGUUAGCAAAAACAAUUCUCGACGCUGAGCUUGGCACCUCCCACGUUCUUUUCCGAGAAAAGUUGCAAGAAUUCGUGGACAAAGUCAUAGAAAAGACUGCAACUAUAUUCAAAACUCCGCAUUUCUGCAGUAGCCAUCCGAAAGGGAUUCCUCCGAAUAGAAAAGGGCUCUGUGCACAAUGUGCCAGUCAGCAGAAAUAUAGAAGCGCUCAGGUGCACGCCUACUGUGUUUCCCAUUCCCAGUUCGUGGCAUUCCUAGAGUCUUGCUGUCUGAAGUUAAGGAAAGCUGUAGUGGAACCGGGUACAGCAGUUGGAGCGAUUGCAGCAACUAGUAUAGGCGAACCUUCGACGCAAAUGACGUUGAAAACAUUCCACUUCGCCGGUGUAGCUUCUAUGAAUAUUACUCAAGGUGUUCCACGUAUCAAAGAAAUAAUCAAUGCUGUGAAGGCUAUUUCUACUCCAAUCAUAACAGCAAAAUUGACUAAUGUUAGGGAUGAAAAACUGGCUAGACAGGUUAAAGCACGGAUAGAUGUAACUACAUUAGGAGAAAUUUGCGACUAUAUCGAGGAGGUGAACAUGCCAGACAACACAUUUUUGCUUCUUAAACUGAGUACGAGGAGGAUCCGAAUCCUUCACUUGGAGGUCACAAUGUCUACUAUUGUGCAAAGCAUCUUACACACUAAAUGUCUUGUCCCAUUCAAACCCUCUCAGAUAACCACCGUAGGAAAGUCAAUGAUGGUUAUUAGGCCACCGAAUGAUUCCAAAUUCAGCAAAUGUAUCACUGUUCAAAUAAUGAAGCAAGCUCUACAGAAGAUAGUAGUGAAAGGUCUUCCAAAUGUGAAACGUUGUGUUAUCCAUGCUGACGAGAAACGUGGAGAUGAGUUUAGCAUUAUUGUCGAGGGCAGCGAUUUCCGUGGUGUUCUAUCUGAGCCAGGGAUUGAUGGUCGAUAUACGAACUUCAACAACGCACUCAUCGUUUCUGAGGUUCUCGGAAUCGAAGCUGCCCGAUCCUGCAUUAUAAACGAAAUUAUCGCCACCAUGGAAGCUCACGGUAUUGGAUUGGAUAGGAGACACGUUAUGUUGCUAGCUGAUGUUAUGACAUAUCGUGGUGAGGUUCUUGGCAUAACGCGUAAUGGAUUGGUGAAGAUGAAAGAAUCGGUUCUGUUGUUGGCAUCAUUCGAAAAAACCAUGGAUCAUUUAUUCGAAGCAGCUUUCUAUUCUCAGCGGGACCCGAUUCAUGGAGUCUCGGAGUGCAUUAUUCUUGGAAUCCCGAUAUCAAUUGGAACAGGAAUGUUCAAGCUACAUCAGAAAGUUCCAGAUAUAGUCUCAGCAGCAGUACAAAACCUGCUGCAACUGUUCGCCCUAUAUUAUAUAUUAGCUGUACUACUUGGAGCACCAGUAUUAAGUGAACUGUACGCAACGUGUAUACUUUCACUCUGGUUAACGUUGCUCACUGGCCUACCUCUGAUUCUUGUUUAUAAAGGAGAAAAUCAGCUUAAGAGAUUUCUAUUCGAGGGCAGGUGCACAGGUUUUGUAGAGCUUCUGGCCCAUCGAGCUAUUUUGGGAGCUGUCGUCGGUGCUUGGCUGGGAGCAUUCGUGAUCCCGCUUGACUGGGAUCGCUGGUGGCAGCGUUAUCCUCUCCCGAAUCUCGUCGGAGCUACGUGUGUGGAUUCUUCGCCGUUUCCGAAGGGAAAAGUUGCCAUAGAUCCUAUGGCCUCUAAGGUCACCUCGCAGAAACUUCGAGGGAAUGGUACCAGUUCGCUAUCUCUGGAGGGUUUAUUUGGCCACUAUCGCUUUGCAGACGUUCCGAAACUCAAAGCGAUUUUUUAUGCUGAGUUCGAUAUAGAAAUUGGACCGGUUAUACGCUAUCAGAUACCGGAUGAUCAAACUGUUGUUUCACCGGAAAGAUUUUCCGCAUUUUCCGCUGCUAUCAUUCCUAAGGAUGAAAUGCUGAAUCGCCUUAUUAAACUCAAUUUUCGGGACUACAAGGUUAUGGGACAUCCUAUUGGACUAAAGCAUGAUACGUGGUAUGCUCGUGGUCAACUGAACUUUAAUAUGUGUUUUGUCGUGGCCAAGGAAUCCACUAUCGAUUGUAUGUACGAACCUCUUGUGCAAAAAUUUGCUGAAUAUCUUGUUGAUUUGGAAAUGGAAUGCGGUUUCCUUCAUGUCGCCGAAAAACGAGCACAGCUUCCAACAAUUAUGAGAAAAGUUUUUACGGAUCUCAAUACGUGCGGUGAGUGCGUACUACCAGUUACCGAUUUGACUACACUCUAUCUCAAACUUUGCCCUUCGUACAGAGGUGUGGAGCCUCCUAAGGUUAGUCUUUAUAUGGUGCCGAUGUUCAUCAGAGCUAUACAAGUAACUCCUGCUCUCAUAGACAAAAUGGAUGUUUUAUCCCAGAAAAUAAUACCUAAAAUAGAUGGGAUACGGUGCGUAAAGGAAAUUGCUACAGAAGUAGAGAUAGAUCCUGACCUCGUAAUGCGAUGUGUGAGGAAUUUACAUUUCUAUGAGUGUGUCAGCCUGGUUCCUUUAUUUCUAUACUCAAACACAUACGUUUCCACUGAAAAACUGCACGAUUUCUACAGUAAUCCGUCAGAAAUCGAGGACUGCUUACAGUUCUCUCGUUUUCGUCUUCCUGAUGGUGAAUUAGGUCCUGUCCCACAAUUUUGCGAUGUUUUCAGAUUACUUGUAAGCUUGAAGUGUGGUAUGACUUUACGUGAUUGGUGUGAUGCUAUGACACCUCGUCGAUAUAACGUUGAUGAACGUCGUUUAGUACAGUUCGGAAUGCAUCAUCAUUUUUUAAGAAAAUUAUCCAUAUACCCUAUAACAACGGUUCCGACUAAUGAGGUGGAGCUAUCUGGAAAGAUUUUUCGACUCUGUGAUGGGACUCGUGCAUUGGAGGAUUUAGCGGUAAUCUACGACAUGAUGCCCGAUGAGUUACACUACAACGCCGAAAUUCUUCCUGAAUUAACGUUUGAAGAACUUCACAUCGGAGUCCAUGGCCUACAAUGGAAUGAGAAAGAAGAGAAGCUUUCCGAUUUUAUCAUGGCGAUCAGGAGCACCUAUGGGAAUCCGCAGUUCGCUUGA